UCGUCUCCUUCAAGAUCUACACAAUUUCUUCAGAAGCUCUGUUUCUGCAAAACAAUGGGAAAAGGAACAGGAAGUUUCGGUAAGAGGAGGAACAAGACUCAUACACUCUGUGUUAGAUGUGGACGUCGUAGUUUCCAUUUGCAGAAAAGCCGAUGUUCUGCCUGUGCUUUUCCCGCCGCCCGCAAGAGAACAUAUAACUGGAGUGUGAAGGCGAUUAGGAGAAAGACGACUGGAACAGGUCGUAUGAGGUAUCUUCGUAAUGUUCCUCGAAGAUUUAAGAGUGGAUUUAGAGAAGGCACUGAAGCAGCUCCAAGAAAGAAGGGAAUUGCUGGUUCUACUUGAUAAGUGAGAGGAAAGGUGAAAUUGUGGGUCUGUUUGUGAGGUUUUUUGGGUAUUGUUGUUAGUUCAUAAAUUGUCAGAACAUUGUGUUUUGGAUCUGGAAUAUCAAUUAUUGACAGUUUUAUUGCUAAAUUUUCUAUUAGAUUUUAAACUA
Molecule: messenger RNA, 493 nt
Organism: Impatiens glandulifera
Lineage: Eukaryota; Viridiplantae; Streptophyta; Magnoliopsida; Ericales; Balsaminaceae
Product: 60S ribosomal protein L37-2
Exons: 4
Coding region: 55-342 (95 amino acids)
Biological process (GO): translation
Cellular component (GO): ribosome; cytosolic large ribosomal subunit
Molecular function (GO): RNA binding; structural constituent of ribosome
Source: RefSeq, a predicted model, not a curated record